Messenger RNA from Malania oleifera, 1460 nucleotides. RefSeq names its product VAN3-binding protein. NCBI's taxonomy places the organism in Eukaryota, Viridiplantae, Streptophyta, Magnoliopsida, Santalales, Ximeniaceae. The record is from RefSeq and is a predicted model, not a curated record. Bases 59 to 1243 code for a protein of 394 amino acids. The transcript has 8 exons.
AUUGAUCAGUGGCCUUUCUUUCUUAACUCCGCCUAGCUAGCUAAUAAUUAAGUUCAUCAUGGUCGCAUGCAUGGAUUCUAAUUUCCAGCCAACUGUUUCCGAGGCGCAUCCCGAGACGAUGGAUUUCCUUUCCAGUGCUUGGUGCAACUUUGCCGUUCAAGCUUUCCAACCGGAGCUGCAGGACCACGCAUCAAUCGUUCUCCAUGGAAGCCCAAUUAAAAAAUUUGAGAACGACAGCCAACCUCCUUUUCCGGAGGUGGAGAAGAACGUAAAGAUAGAUGAUGCCGAUCUCAAAUCUCUACCCCCAUGGAAAUCUAAUGAUGUGAAGUCUUGGAUAUGGAUGCAACAGGCCAUGCAUCCAGAAUUAAACUACAACAGCUGUUUUCGAAAGAAAUGGGUGCCAUGGCCAUUUAGGGGUACUGUGUCGAUCAAAAAAUGGCUGAAAGAGGUUAAACAGAAGAGGAAGCAGGAAGAGAGGGUACAGAGAGCCGAAGUGCACGCAGCUAUAUCAGUGGCAGGCGUAGCGGCGGCGCUGGCUGCUGUAGCGGCCGAAAAUUCCAAGCAUGACGAGUCCAACACCACCAAAGAGUCCGCAGUGGCUUCAGCCGCAGCUUUGGUUGCUGCCCAGUGCGCCCAAGUGGCGGAGGCCAUGGGGGCCAAACGCCACCAACUCAGCGCUAUUAUAAGUUCUGCCAUGACCGGUACAGCUGCAAGUGACAUUUUAACCCUCACGGCCGCCGCCACCACUUCAAUGAAAGGAGCUGCAACGCUGAAAGUAAGAACAGGAUGCAAAAAUAGAUUGAAUGGGACUGCGCCGGUGCUGCCCAUCGAGGAUAACAAUGAGCUCCAAUCCGACUUUGAAAAUUGCAAAUUAUUACUUGCUAUGGGUGCUGAGCUCCGCAUCGAGACGCCUGAUGGAAAAUGCACGGCGAGGUCAGUUUCAGUCAUUUUGAACAGUCAAGCUAAGGUCAUUCUCAUAACAAAGAAACUCGGUCUGUUGAAUGCCUUUGGAAGUAAGAAAGAGAGCACUGUAUUGGACCUGCAUGCAGAGCUUUGCAACAAUUCCGAGAUGGAGGAAAACAAUACAUGCUAUCUUCUUGUUCUAACAACAAGUAGAGGAAUAGUGAAGUUGGACAUGAAGGAUGAUCACCGACGUUACAAGAUGUGGGCGUCAACAAUUAAUCACCUGCUGAUGCUGUCAACUUCUUUUGUGAGAUAUGAACUUCAGCUUCGUGAAAAUUGAAGAGAUUCCUUCCUACUCUAUUAAUGCAUCGAUUUUCAAGCUUGUACAUUUUUUGUGUAUUAUAUUAUGGUCGAUUAUAUUUGGAACUCUUGGUGAUUGCCUGUGAAAUAAUUUAUCCGUGAAUCCUUGCAUUCGUAAUUUGCAUUGUACUGAUGUAUCUAAAUUAUUAUUAAUAAAGUAGGAACCCCAUGAAACAAAAUUCAUUCCUCUCUCAAAA